Drosophila arizonae is the source of this 2528-nucleotide messenger RNA. RefSeq names its product araucan (gene ara). Gene Ontology annotation, cellular component: nucleus. Gene Ontology annotation, molecular function: RNA polymerase II cis-regulatory region sequence-specific DNA binding; DNA-binding transcription factor activity, RNA polymerase II-specific. Gene Ontology annotation, biological process: regulation of transcription by RNA polymerase II; neuron differentiation; cell development. The record is from RefSeq and is a predicted model, not a curated record. Lineage: Eukaryota; Metazoa; Arthropoda; Insecta; Diptera; Drosophilidae.
CAAAACAACUCAAUAAACGAAUACAACUCUUAACGAAGCUUCAACUUGAGCUGCUCUUUGGCAAUGGCUGCCUAUACACAAUUUGGAUACGGCGGUUUUCCGUCGGCCUCACAGCUCCUGCCGCCGAAUGUGACGCAGACACCUGAAGAUGUCUCGGCGAACGUGAAUGCAUCUUCAUUGGUGAUGACAAACGCGCCGGCUCUGAGCCCCACGGGUGGUGCCGACUGCCAGGCGAGCCAGCAGCAGUCGGGUGGUGGUGGCGGAGGCGGAGGCGGUGGUCCUGGGUCUGGCACUGGAGCUGGAGGAGGAGGAGGAGGAGGAGGCGAUGCCUCAACGGGCGCUCUAAGUCCCGAUGCGCUUUCGCAGAACUCAAAUGCGGCCACGGGAUCAGCUGUGGCUGGCACUGUCGCUGGCCCCGAUGCGAUCACCGGUGGCUCCCUGGACAGCAGCGCUGUGGGCACAACGCCUACAACGGGCAGCUCCUGCUGCGAGAACGGCCGUCCCAUUAUGACCGAUCCGGUCUCUGGCCAGACGGUCUGCUCCUGUCAAUACGACUCAGCACGGCUGGCGCUAUCCAGCUAUUCGCGCCUGCCGGCGGCCAGCGUCGGGGUCUAUGGCUCGCCAUAUCCAUCGACGGAUCAGAACCCCUACCAGAGCAUCGGCGUAGACAGCUCCGCCUUCUACUCGCCGCUGAGCAAUCCCUAUGGCUUAAAGGACUCGGCAGCUGGCACUGAAAUGGGCGCCUGGACCUCGGCUGGUCUGCAGCCCACAACGGGCUAUUACUCCUACGAUCCCAUGUCGGCAUAUGGCUAUGGAGCCAGCUACGAUUUGGCUGCACGCCGGAAGAAUGCCACACGCGAAUCGACGGCCACGCUGAAGGCGUGGCUGAACGAGCACAAGAAGAAUCCAUAUCCCACCAAGGGCGAGAAGAUCAUGCUGGCGAUCAUCACAAAGAUGACGCUGACUCAGGUCUCGACUUGGUUCGCGAACGCGCGUCGUCGCCUCAAGAAGGAGAACAAGAUGACCUGGGAGCCAAAGAAUCGCACGGAUGACGAUGACGAUGCGCUCGUGUCGGAUGAUGAGAAGGACAAGGAUGAUGUGGAGUCCAGCAAGGACUCGCAUGGCGGCAGCUUGGCCAAAGAUGUGGCCAAGGAUGAGGAGGACCUCAUCGACGAGGACCAAAAGAGUCUUGGCCAGGCGAACAUUUUGCGUGCUGGCUUCGGCUAUCCAUCGGGUGGCUAUCAUGGCGGCAGCGGAAGCAGUCAUCCGGCUGCGUAUAAUCCGUAUCAUCAUCACCAUCAGCAUCCCGCCUACUAUCAGCCGCAACAGACGGUGCUGCCGGCUGCCUUCCAUGCGGGUGAGGGCGGCCUGGGCAUGGCCAGCAAGCACAGCGAGCAUAGCGAUCCAAAAAACCAGCUAGGCCGGGACUGUGGCGUGCCGAUUCCAGCUACGAAGCCCAAAAUCUGGAGCUUGGCCGACACAGUUGCCUGCAAAACCCCGCCACCGGCAUGCAUGGGCCCCGGGCAAAUGAUGCCACAGCAGCAGCAGCAGCAGCAGCAGCAGUCUAUGCAGCGUCAUCUGCAUCCGCAGUCCCAACAGGAGGGCCAGGGCAUGGCUACCUCCCAGGUGCACCAGCACCAACAGCAGCAGCAGCACCAACAGCAGCAGCAGCUGCAGAUGGAGCAACAGCCUCUGGCAAUGGGCAGCCACUUGUUCAACGGCACGCCCUAUGUCAGGGCGCAUACCACGGCCUACGGGGGUUUUCUAGGGGCUACGACGCAGCAGCUUCAUACUACGAGCACGAACAGUGCAGACCCGUACAGUCCCAGUGGCCUGCACAGCAGCAGCAGCUCCAACGGCACACAUACGCCUACCAUCCCUACUACGGCAAACCCAAGUCCGAGCGAGGCCAUGAGAUUGGGCCUGGGGCUGGGCCUGGGCCUGGCCGAGUCGCCGGGAUCGGGGCCCUACCCAGCGGUGCGUCAGUCGCAGCCAUCUCAGUCCACAGCGAGUCAGCGGGCGAUGGCGAUGGGGUUUCCCGAAGCCCAACCCGAUACUCCACCCCAAACUCCGCCGAAUAUGAAGGUGCUGAGCGGAGCUUUGAGCCUGCUGCCUACCGCUUCGCAAAUCCCUAUGACCGCUACCUGUCGCAGCAGUAAUGCCGCCUACAGCAAUCCCGGCUGCGGCUAUCCCAUGAAUUUCUCCACGCGCCUCAACGACUACGAAUACCCUGCCAGCCACAACAGGGACGACUACAGCAGCGGCAACAGCAGCGCCAGCAGCAGCUCCUCCUCGCCCCAUCUGCAGCGGACGGCGGACAACAUGUUCAAGCCGCUCUUCAAGAGCCUGACGUCCGUCUAGACAGUGGGACUGAAGAUCUUAUGUAUUUGCAAUAUCGUAUAUACACACAAGCGCACACACACACAMAUGUAUAUAACAUAAUUUAGAUUUCUGGGCUCGUGCAACAACGUAAUUUGAUUGUGUAAUAUUUAACAAUUAAUAUAUAUAAACACACGCAUAUACAUAAA